CUUUGCCUGGCUGGUGGCAGUAAAAUAAGGGCUGUCUCUGCCUUCGCCUCGCCACCACUGCUCUGCGGAGAGCUGAAGUAAUACUUGAGAGGCAGUUGGUUGCGAACAAACUUUGAUUCCUUCUACAACAGAUGUCAGAGUUUUCUGGGGUUUUGGCUGCGUCUGGGGACAUCUUGUGAUGUUUUAGAGAACAGGACAUGAUCUCACAUGGCGAGAAGCUCUUUAGUUUCUUAAUCAUUUCACGGUUCCUUCAGAGGCUUUUUUCCACCUAAAACGUUUAGUUUCAGCUCAGUGAUCAGCUGCAAAAGCUCGGCGGGGAGCGGAAGAGUUGAAUUAUUCCAACCUGCGAGGAGCCAAGAAAAGAAAAGAAAAGAAAAGAAAAGAAAAGAAAAGAAAAGAAAAGAAAAGAAAAGAAAAGAAAAAAGAAAAGAAAAGAAAAGAAAAGAAGAAAGAAAAGAAAAGAGGAAAGAAAAGGAAAGGAAAGGAAAAGAAAAAAGAAAAGGAAAGGAAAGGAAAAGAAAAGAAAAGAUAAGAUAAGAAAAGAAAAGAAAAGAAAAGAAAAGAAAAGAAAAGAGGAAAGGAAAGGAGAGGAAAGGCAAGGCAAGGCAAGGCAAGGCAAGGCAAGGCGAGGCAACAACACCACAAAGUGGAAACUUUUUUCUCUGUCCAUUUCACCAAGUCCUGAAAAAAACAGAAUGGAAUUAGAGAAAACCUACGCGACUUCCAGGACUGGCCGAACAGGACAUGGAGGAGUGAACCAGUUAGGGGGUGUUUUUGUGAAUGGUCGCCCCCUUCCAGAUGUUGUUCGCCAGAGGAUUGUGGAACUUGCCCACCAAGGGGUCAGGCCUUGUGACAUCUCCAGGCAGCUGCGGGUCAGCCAUGGUUGUGUCAGCAAAAUACUUGGCAGGUAUUACGAAACUGGUAGUAUUAAGCCUGGAGUGAUUGGAGGAUCAAAACCAAAGGUCGCCACGCCCAAAGUCGUUGAAAAAAUUGCGGAGUACAAACGUCAAAAUCCUACCAUGUUUGCGUGGGAGAUCAGGGAUAGACUUCUAGCUGAGCGAGUGUGUGACAAUGACACUGUGCCCAGCGUCAGCUCAAUUAACAGGAUCAUACGGACGAAGGUACAGCAGCCACCCAAUCAGCAAGUCCCUGCCUCCAGUCACAGCAUAGCCUCCACAGGGUCUGUGACCCAGGUGUCCUCAGUGAGCACUGACUCUGCGGGCUCUUCCUACUCCAUCAGUGGGAUUCUGGGAAUUACAUCCCCUGGCACAGAGAGCAACAAACGCAAGAGAGAUGAAGGUAUUCAGGAGUCUUCAGUACCAAAUGGACAUUCUCUCCCGGGUAGAGAUUUUCUUCGGAAACAGAUGAGAGGAGACCUUUUUACUCAGCAGCAAUUAGAAGUGUUGGACCGAGUCUUCGAGAGGCAACAUUAUUCUGACAUUUUUACAACAACUGAACCCAUAAAACCAGAGCAGGCAACUGAGUACUCAGCCAUGGCAUCAUUAGCUGGUGGAUUAGAUGAUAUGAAGGCCAAUAUAACAAGUCCUGCUUCUGCAGAUAUAGGAGCUAGUGUUCCAGGGCCUCAGUCAUAUCCUAUUGUAACAGGUCGUGAAUUGGCAAGCACAACGCUCCCAGGAUACCCUCCUCAUGUCCCCCCUGCUGGACAGGGCAGCUACUCCGCUCCAACACUGACAGGAAUGGUGCCUGGGAGUGAGUUUUCUGGGAGUCCAUACAGCCACCCACAAUAUUCAACAUACAAUGACUCCUGGAGAUUUCCCAAUCCUGGACUACUGGGCUCUCCUUAUUAUUACAGCGCUGCAGCUCGUGGAGCAGCCCCACCAGCAGCUGCUGCUGCUUAUGAUCGCCACUGACCCAAGGAUCCCAGAACUCGAGCACUUACUAAAACAUAUCAUCUUGGACAACAGCAUCUACAGUCAUCUACAUAAAACCAUGCAAGUCACACUGCAAGGGAAGAAGAAAGCGUUUAGUAGGAACAUGCUAAUUGAAAUUUAGCUCUUUAAAUUGGGUGAACUUAUUUUAUUCAAUUUUAUUUCAAAUCAGUAAAAGUCUGGUGAUUUUGACUGGGUCUCAAAUGAAACAAAGGAAAGGAGGAAUAGUUCUGCUGACAUUCCAUGUGAUCUUAUAAGUACAGUAGCUGCCUGUUCUUUAGAGCUUGAUGGCUACUGCUGCAGCUGUCUGCAAUUGUCACAGCUGCAUCUAGGGAAGGGGAACAGGUGUGAGCAGCCUUCCUUGAGAUAGCCUCCUUUUAAUGCACACAGAAACAGGCUGUGUGACUUAACAUGUUUUUUCUUUUAAGGAAGGAUCUGCCUGCUCAAUUGGACACAAGCACCAAUGUAAAUAACUUGCUUCUUUGUGUUACUGUGACAAUGGCUUAGCAUAAACAGUGACAUUGUAUGAAAUAUGAAGUCAAAACACAGCUGAUAGUGUGUUUUGAAACUGGUGCAUUGAUUCAAAGAAUUCAGCAAGCUUUAAGCAACUUUGAACCAGGUUAACACUCAUUGUGGCUGUAUUCAGGACUGAUGUUAUUUCUGUAUACAGCAUCCUAUCUGACAGUCGUGUAUGAUCAUGCUACAUGCUGGUAUCAAACACAUGGGCAACUAAAAGAUGUGGGCAGUCUUGUGACAUUUUACUGCUUAAUAUUCAUGUAUGUUCAUUUGUCAUCAUAACGAGCACUGAAACAAAUUCUCUGGUUUCAAGCUAAGCAACUUGCAAGAAAGAAUUGCUAAAUGGUAGUUGACACCUUAUGUACAUCUCGAUAGAUUAUGCGCUAAAAUCCAAAUAUGAACAUUUUGAGAGGAAGGAGGAAACAUACCAAGGUAACGAUUUUUUAAAAAAGGGGAUAUUGAACACUGAAGCAGCAUAUAUGCUUUAUAAAGGGGAUAUUGAACACUGGAGAAGUCACACAUGCUUUACAAAGCAAACUGAACAGGAAAGCACACAUUUUGUGAAGUCUGCACAUUUAAGGGAAAGCAUGUCUCCAGUUGCUCUAAUAACACUGGUGGGGGGACAAGGGAGCUAUUUUAAAUUCAAGCCAUUGCAGUCUAGACUUAUGUCAGGGAAAAUUUUGGCCCAUUAAUACUGUAUUUCUUCCCCUCUGGCUCAAAGAGGGAAUACUAACAGAACCAGGUGACAUUUCAUUCAAUGUUUUCUUCUUCCUGAGGCUAAUGAACAGAAGAGAGCAGCUUGCAAAUGAUCCAUUAAGCAACUCUACUAAUCACUGCCAUUUCCAAGAAAUCAAGAAAACUAUUGAUUUCUCCCUUCCCCCUCCCCUGCUCUGGUCAAAGGACAGCUACCUUUAGUCAUACAUUGAUAACAUAUAUGUGCCCAAGUGGGAUUCUGGAAAGUGCCCCCUCCUCCUGAAAGCAGUGCAAAAGCUCCUUGACCUGAUGAGCUGAAGAUUUGUCCAUAGCCUCUGACAGUGUGAAGAGGCCAGACCCAAUCAUUCUUACUCACACAGGUCAAUUUAGGCACUGCAAAGUGGUCUUGUUUGCAUCUGCCUGUGUGCUUCCCCAGGUUGAACAAGGGUUACUGGUGUUGACCCUGAAAUAUGUUUACUGUGAAUGAACAAUCAAGUAUAAAAUAUUUGUUUCCAGUUUUACAAGUAUGUCUCUGAAGUGGCAGCUCCAGCAUUAGUGUACCUCUUUCCCUUCACCUUCCCCCCAGCCUUGGGCCGCUUGUCUAGUAUCCUAAUCUUUUGAGUAGUGGCUGUCAACCCCUUCUGAAAUUUUCUGUGUGUUCUCCCAACUUCAAUGAUAUGCUUUAUGCAUUUUAAUAAUACUGAAAUACAGGCACCACUUUCAAGUUUCCAGGGCAGAUUUGUUCAGAUCCUAAAAAGCCAGGAAGGUACUUGAGCCUCAUUGGUCUAAAGAAAUUUCAGUGAGACAUGUCCACAAAAUCUAUUAGGGAUUUUGACCAGAGUUCUUUAAUUGUUCUUGGUGCAGAAUUAAGUUUUUUGUGAGCACGUGACAAACCUACCAGUCAGAACAGUCCUGCUUUCUGUCCAUAUUAAUAGUGCACACACACACACACACACACACACACAGACACACUUUUAGCUGAAGAAAAAUAACAGCAUGGACAACUCAUUUAUAUAAACAGCUUUCUGAAGCACUGUUUUGGUGUCAUCCUUCCAUGAGUCUUCACUGCACACUGCAUGGUUGUUUGCACUCUGGUGGUAAAGCUGCAGAGUUUUCUCUCUCCAGACAGAGAUAAUGUGGGAACUCUUCACAAGUUUCCCUGACAGAGGCAUGCAAGUUAGUUGCAGGGCCUCAGCCUUGAGCACACAUGCCCUUUUUGUUACCUCUGUGAAGUAAACAGGCUAUCCCACACCUUAGCUGAGGAGAAAAAAAGCAACAUUUGAUAAUAUAUUAUGAAGGUGUGGGUUUCUUCUCCCAAACAGAGGUGUGGCUAAACUAUACAACAUACAUGAAGGGACAGCACCUGACCAGGCUAGGGACUUUAAAUGAAUAUGUCUGUCUUUCCAUUAAGGGCACAGCAGCUCUUGUGAACUGCAUGCGGGUACUACCCAGCAAACACAUUUGUUUUAUUUAUUUUCCCAGUGACAUGGCUUGUAUGACAUAUACUGGUUUAGAUAACAUUAAGAAAAUUAAAUAUAAGGCUUCAACAGAUGUUAGUAUGCUCAUGACAGUGACUCUUGUAGUUAGGCUAGGGACUUACGAAAGAUAAACUCUAGCAUAGUAGGUACAGUUCAUACUAAGGAUGCAUGCAUGCCUCUGCCUAAAAUGCCCUGAGGUUCAGGCUGUACUGUGCUGUAUUUAACACAUAUGAUCCUUGCAUCUCUGAGGAUAUAUGCCAUGCCUAACAGCUGGCUGCUUCAUAGAAAGAUUGGCUGAAGAGACUUUUACCAAGUUCUUACCAGUCCUUAACCAUAGGCUGCUCUUGAAUGCACUAGUCAUAGUGAAGGUAACUGGAUGAAAUAGGAACUGUAAGCAAAAGACUAUUUGGGAUUACAAAGAGGAAAGAGGGCAAGAAUACAUGCUGGUAUUAUCUGCUGGGGCUGGCUUAGAUUUUGGCUGAAUGAUUUCCUAAGUCAUUCACACCGGGGUUUUGGGCACGGGAGGCAUACGAGUUUCAUUCCAGCAAGACUUUUGAUAGCACAGCGUAUUAUUACCAAACCCUGACAGAAAUCAGCCCCAUAAAGCACUUCUAGGUUGUACAACUGCUCCCGCUGACUGCAGAGCUAAGCAUGUCUCAGGUCCAAGUCCCCAGACUGAAAGCUUUGUUUGUUAGCUAUGAAAUCAGGAAAACACUCUAGGCUCCAGAAGCAUGGGGUCAGAGUGUUUUAUGUGAAAGUAAAGCGGUGUGGAAGUAAUGCUUUGAUCUAUGUUGGGACUGCAGAUUGUGGGGACAGAGUCUCAGUGUUUAAGCCACAGCAUUUCUGGAGGAGACAGCAGGGGAAGAAAUAACACUGGAAAAAAGAAAAACAGAGAAAGGAAAAAGAAACAAUCUGAAAAGUUGUUUGGGGAAGGAAGAUGGUCUGACAGGAGGGGUAGUUGGUGGAGUUCACAAGAGUAAAGCGCUGGGACAUUUAUUAUCUUUCCACUCACUGUCUGUAACUGAGUCCUCUAAAUGCUACUAAGUAUGGUGGACAUGUUAACACAGAGUGCAGAACAGAUGAGUUUUCUCAUGCACCCAGUAUUGGGAACCAUUUGCUAUUGAUAAGUGUUCUCCUAUACUCUUUCUUAAAUGAUGGCACUAUUCAGCUUGAGAUUUCUGAUCAUAUUCUUUUUUUUUUUAAUUUACCUAUUCUGCGAGUGCUUAAGCAUGGAGGAUAAAUGAAGCCAUGUUAUGAUGUCUCUUAUUUUCCAGGAUGAAUACCAACAGCUUGAAAGGGUUAUGGUAUGUAGCAGUGUUAACUGGUGUGACUGGCAACUGGAGCAGCCAUAAGGCUGUAAUCGUGUCCUUUAUGUUCUACUGCUUUCCAUAUGUAUGUGUCACUGGGAUAGUUGAGGUCAUGCUCCAUGGCAUUUAGUAUGGCGUUAAGCUGAUCCACUCUGUCCCAGAAAAUGUUGGGAAAACUUGUUUUUUCUUCCAGACUCAGACAAGAGAGCACUGGAUGAGCAAGAACACUUGAGUAAUUUACCCUACAGUCUUUCUGCAAGGUGAAAGACUACAGUCCUGCAUUGGCAUUAGCUGACAGUACCAGGUCAGGCUGCUUGGCGCUAACACAAGUGCUAUGCAUGCAUUCCAAGUGGGAGCCCCAGUUAACUGUGCAGUGAAGGCAACACUUGUGUGGGAGUGGGUGGUAGAGAAAGGCUAUACACACCAAUCAACUGACUACUAUUAAUUGCUGUAUCCAUCAUGCAGAAUUCCACAUUUAUUACAGAUACACUUUACAGAGGCAUGAGGCAAAAAAAAAAAAAAAAAAAAAAAAAAAAAAUCAAAAUGAUCAAAAGGAGCUAGCAUUGCUUUUCCGGUGAAGCUAGUAAGAUUUGGUACACAAACACUAAAAGAAAAACAGCCAAAGACGUACUUGGUUCCAGAAUUACUCACUUGAGAGUGUCACCUGGCUUAGCUGUCAGCUCUUGCUGUGAUCUCUGCUUAUUAGUCCUCUGAGAAGAUAAAUGUACUUAAAGAGCUUUAGAGUAAGAAUCAGACUGAAAAUAUUUUGCAAAACACCUUCUCAACAGCAUAGUGUGUGUCUCUGUGUGUGUGCGCGCGCACAUGCAAGUAGUGCUUUAUGUGCACAAGUGUGCAUAUUUGUAGGCAUGCUUGAACCUCCAAAACUCUGGGAUAAAUCUAAAGCUUGCUGAUAGCCUUUCCACUCACCUAGUGUCCAUCCUAUUAGAUUCAUACAUCUGGAUUUUUCUGCUCUGCCUUGUAAAAUGAAUGAAGAAAAUGACAGGCAUUUAGAUCUUUCUUUUGCUUCAUUCAGCCUCGUAUUGGAAGAAAUGUAGUCCUGGUUUUUCACUUUCUAGUGGCCUUCAUACAUUCUGAAAUUACAAAAACUCAUUUCAUUGCAAACGGAAUUCCUUUCCAAGAAAAGAAAAAGAUCUUUUUUCCUUAGAGACAAACUGCUUUGUACUAGGGCCUUCUAGCAUCAAAGAAAAGCAUAUCUGUUUUAUCCACCAAAGUCUGCAAUGGCUGCAUUGAAGCUUGCUUCUUAAAAAAGAGAGGAAAGAAUAAAAAGCUCCCCCCCCAUAUAUAAACAAAAAAACUUUAAAAAAAAGUUGAAUUGCCUUUGAAAGUAGGGGAUAAGUCUGUCUCUGAACAGAUAAAAAAAUGCUUCUUAUAUUGUGUAUGUUUUGUAUUCUUUUUUUCUAGUAGGAAAAGAACAAACUUGAAAUCUUGGUGUUUUUUCCUUAGUGCUGUGUGUUGCUUUUGUGUGUUAUAAUAUUUGAAUGUAAUUACAGCAGUGCCAAUUUGCCAAAGAUGUCGAUCAUAUUUUUUGGUUUGUUUUUGUUUUGGGCUUUAUUUUGAGGAGCAAAAGGGACGGGGGUUGGGGAGUGGGACCACCGAGGUAGGGGUCAAAAGGGAUGGGCCUUUUGGAGUUUUUUUUUUAAUUUGUUUGAUCUUUUUCAAUUCUUUUUCUUGUCAAUACUGAAAUUUGUGAUUUUACUCUAAGUUAAAUGGUUGACUGCAACACUUUUCAUUUUUAGAUUAGUUGAAGAAACAUGCAAUAAGAUUGGCGUAGUUCAAUAUCUGUGUGUCUUUUCAUGAGAGUGACUGUUACUUGUGGACAUUUGAUUUUAUGUAACCUUUAUGUGAGAUAAUUAUUUGUAAAUAUUUACCAUAAUUUUAUUGGUUCCUAAAAUAAAAGUAAUUUUUUUAAGUUCAAAAA
This is a messenger RNA of Dromaius novaehollandiae (emu), 7822 nucleotides long. It is a transcript of the gene PAX5, whose product is annotated as paired box 5. Bases 696 to 1871 code for a protein of 391 amino acids. Gene Ontology annotation, molecular function: RNA polymerase II cis-regulatory region sequence-specific DNA binding; DNA-binding transcription factor activity, RNA polymerase II-specific. The transcript has 10 exons. Gene Ontology annotation, biological process: regulation of transcription by RNA polymerase II; anatomical structure development. The record is from RefSeq and is a predicted model, not a curated record. NCBI's taxonomy places the organism in Eukaryota, Metazoa, Chordata, Aves, Casuariiformes, Dromaiidae.